Messenger RNA from Lacerta agilis (Sand lizard), 3198 nucleotides. It is a transcript of the gene PPM1J, whose product is annotated as protein phosphatase, Mg2+/Mn2+ dependent 1J. The record is from RefSeq and is a predicted model, not a curated record. Gene Ontology annotation, molecular function: protein serine/threonine phosphatase activity. The transcript has 10 exons. Gene Ontology annotation, biological process: protein dephosphorylation. NCBI's taxonomy places the organism in Eukaryota, Metazoa, Chordata, Lepidosauria, Squamata, Lacertidae. The coding region runs from base 497 to 1540 and encodes 347 amino acids.
GAGCUCAGGUGCGCGGUCAGGUGGAGAAGCCCCGUCGCGUAGCUAGUCAGCUGUCCAAGAUGCUUAACUCACCUUGGACGGUCUGAAGAUGCUCUGCGGCCGCUCAUGGAGAAGGCGGAGCGGGGCUAUGGGGCUGGGAGUAGUUCUUUAAGCUAACCAAGCCAAGCAGGGUGCUCCGUGUCCGGUUUCGCAGAGGACAAUCUUCCUUUGUUGGGCAGUGAAGAAGAGAAAGAAGAUACAGAGAAGGGAGGGUGUUUGAAGUUGCCCAUCACCUGGAGAGUAGACAGAGCAGGCAUACAGGGUGAUAAAUGCUGGCAAGAGCCAACACAACGAGGAUCAAGCGUGCUGUGAGGCAGUGUAUGUGGAAAAGAGACGGGCUGUGAGGAAUAACCCAGCCCCCAAGGAAACCUCUGGAGAUCUAGAAGGGGGCACCAAAGGCCUGACUUUUUACUACUGGGGCUUGUUUGAUGGGCAUGCUGGAAGCGGAGCUGCAGUCAUGGCAUCCAAGCUGCUUCACUUCCAAAUCCGUGACCAACUCCGAGACUUGGUGGACAUCUUGCAAGACUCAUCCCUUCCUCCAAUCUGCCUCGAAGAUGGUUCCAGGACAGUUGUAGGAGAACCAAACAGGGUUCCUCUGGCUGAGGAAGAUGCUGAGGUCCCAAACAAUGCCCUGCCACGCUUCCAUAUGGAAAAGGCUGUUUCCCAUGAGAGUUUGGUGGUGGGAGCUAUUGAGAAUGCAUUCAAGCAGAUGGACAUUCAGAUUGAGCAGGAACGGGUGGCUCGGCAAGCAUCAGGAGGCUGCUGCGCCCUGGCUGCGGUUUAUCUCCUGGGGAAGUUCUACGUGGCCAACGCAGGUGACAGUAGGGCCAUUAUCAUCCGUAAUGGGGAAAUCAUUCCAAUGUCCAGGGAGUUUACUCCAGAGACAGAGAGGCAAAGGCUGCAGUUUUUAGGCUUUUUGAGACCUGAGCUGCUGGGGAAUGAGUUCACUCACCUCGAGUUCCCUCGAAGAAUUCAGCAUAAGGAAGUGGGGAAAAAGAUGCUGUACAGGGACCAAAACAUGAAUGGCUGGGCAUAUAAAAGGAUAGAAGAAGAUGACCUGAAGUUUCCACUUGUUUACGGAGAGGGUAAAAAGGCUCGAAUGAUGGCGACUAUUGGGGUGACGCGGGGUUUGGGUGAUCAUGAUCUCAAGGUGUACAGCUCCAACAUCCACAUCAAACCUUUCCUGUCUUGCACCCCAGAGGUUCGCGUUUAUGACCUCACACAGUAUGAGCACUGCCCUGACGAUGUGCUGGUGCUGGGCACAGAUGGCCUCUGGGAUGUCACCAAUGACCGAGAGGUUGCCAAUGUGGUAUUUGAUGUCUUAAUGGGCUAUGAGCCCAAUGACCCUUGCAGGUACACAAUGGUGGCCCAGGAGUUGGUGGUGAGGUCCAGAGGGGUUCUGAAGGAACGUGGCUGGAGGCUGGCCAAUGACAAGCUGGGCUCUGGAGAUGAUAUCUCUGUCUUUGUUAUUCCCCUCGGUGGUCCAGGAAACUACACCUGAACCUCAGGUCCCAGGGACACAGGGUUCGUGAUUCUAGACUUUAAAGAGAAGAAGAAAAGCCAAGGGAAAGAACCACCAUCUUGCAGCAGGACAGGAGGCUGUAGAUUCUCCCUACACCUGGAACAUUCAUGAUGCUGGAGUCUUCUGAAGAGGAUUGUGGGACCUUGGGUUCUUGUCCCACUCGUGUCUCAGCUUGCUGGGUUCCAGCUAGGGACACAAAGACGUAGCCCUGGUCCACACUUCUGUUAACGGCAAGAAAGUCAAGGCAGAGCCGUUCCUCUCAGGAUUUACACCCAUCGGCCCUGGAGACCUGUAGAAAAUAUCGCAUUCCAAGGGCUGUGUUAAAUUUGGGCUUUUGGUCACAUGGAGAUGUCCUCUAAAUUGGGUAGCAGCACUGGAGUCUCCCCACAGUGUUUAGCCAUUUUGUGCGUUCUUCUUUCCGUCUGCCCCGUGGUUGCAAAGGGGCAGCUGAAUUUUGCUUUGUCAGAUGCCAAGGACACCUCACCAUCAUGACAAUUAUGCCUAAUUGCCUAGAACAUAUUUCCCUUCCCUUCCAUCCUUGAUGCUUAUUGCUAAAGGGAGCACCAAGGAAAUGCGGCUGAUUGGUUGUUUACCAUUCCUCCGGCUUGCCAUAAGGCGGCCCCUGAACCCUUCACUCCAAACCACUUGCUGCGUAGUAAGGAGGGGAUGCAUCCGUAGGGAUUUCUUACACUAAUCCUGGAUGUUGCUGUAACUUGGCCAAGUUGGUUGGUUCUUCAUGAAUGCAUCUCCAAAUGGCAAUGAAGGAAAGGUGCAAAAAAUAUUCCUUUCGUAGAAAAUAUCCCUGGAGAAAAUCAGCUGUGCCACACUUUCACCAGAUGGGGGUGCACUUAGAAGAACAGACAGAAAAAAAUGACCGUGAUGAGACAUCUCUAGUUGGUUUAAACUACUGACCCUUAAAUAAUAAGAUACAGAAAUCCAGUGCAGCGUAGGAAGUUAUCCCAUCCCAGACUUACGCCCCGGAAAGAUCACUUUGGUGCUGGAAACGCAGCAGAAACAUAGAAGACAGCUAUUUCUACAGAGGGAAGAACUGUACUUCUGGUCUAUUCACCUUCCAUGAAAAGUAAUGUACUUCUUCUGGAAUUGAAGCUCUGCCUCUGAAGCCCAAAGCAUUGAGUUCUUUGUUCAGUGAAUAAGAAGCCUUCAAAAUUUGUGACAGGGAAGAAAUGGAUUCAUUUUUUUUCAUGGAACUGUCGUUUUCUACUAGCUGUGCUGUGCAAAAGCAAGACCAUCCCUGGCUGGGGGAACUUGCACCUUAAAUUUGCCCUUGUACUCUUAUCUAGCUGCGAGUUAACUGAGUUUUAAGAAGAAAUUAAUUCCAGGCUUCACAAAAACGCCUGCCACCUCUUAAGCGCAGGCAAUAUACAGUGGGACUUAUUUCUGAGCAGACACGUGUAGGAUCAUUGUGUUGUGCUGCAGCCCUAUGCACAAUUACUUAGAAGUAAGCCCCUUGGAACUCAGCGAGACUUCUGAGUAAAUGUGCUGUUACACAGUUCUUUUAUGUAAAGGCAGAUCCUGGAAGGUUGGAUCUCUUUGUAGAGUAUGGCAUUAGUACCUGAGAAAAGAUUAAAGAACCAACUGAAAAACUGCAACUAUUAAGUUGCCAUCGCUAAGUAAAA